Messenger RNA from Andrographis paniculata, 3035 nucleotides. RefSeq names its product ATP-dependent zinc metalloprotease FTSH 9, chloroplastic-like. The transcript is spliced from 13 exons. The record is from RefSeq and is a predicted model, not a curated record. Bases 267 to 2648 code for a protein of 793 amino acids. Gene Ontology annotation, cellular component: chloroplast thylakoid; membrane. Gene Ontology annotation, molecular function: ATP binding; ATP hydrolysis activity; metalloendopeptidase activity. Gene Ontology annotation, biological process: proteolysis. Lineage: Eukaryota; Viridiplantae; Streptophyta; Magnoliopsida; Lamiales; Acanthaceae.
CUUGACCCAAAUGGCUACAUGAAUAGCUCGCUUCGAACUCUCAAAAGAUAACAAGAGGAAAAUCGGACGUACAGAAACCAUUCGACGGUUUAAGAGCCGCCGUCGUCGGCGAAUCCAACGGCCUAAAUUGCUGUUUCCCAUUCCCUUCUCUCUCCCGAACAUCCAAAUCAGCAGAAGAAACGGAAGGGAACUUCUCUGUAAAUGAAUUGAUUGUUCCUGGUGUUAUCUGAAUUGGAAUUUCCCCCCAAUUUCGUCUCCGUCCCAAAAUGUCUGUCACCAUGGAUUCCACGAUAAUCCACCGGAGAAUUCCAAUGUUCAGACACAGCAGCCGCAUCCCAUCACGGAAUUACGCCUUCUGUUGCGGCCGGUGCAAUGCUUUCUACGUCGACCUUCGCGCUCCAAUUUACAGCACGCCCCCGUUGCGGGUGUGGCGGCCUAAUUUCGUUCGAGGGUAUUUUUCGCGGAAUCGCCCCUUGGAUUGGAGAUUCACCGUUUUCGCCAACAGUCCUUGCGAGCAGGAUACCGAUUCGGCGGACAAAGCACAAGCGAGCGGGCCGGAGAGGUCGCGGGAUUCGGGUUCUGGCAGGCGGGAAAAACAGGGGAAGAACAAUUGGUGGAACAACAAAGGUAAUAAUAGAUGGCGGUGGAAGCCGAUGAUACAAGUGCAGGAGAUGGGCGUUUUGCUUGUGCAGUUAGGGAUUGUGAUGGUCGCCAUGAGAUUGCUCCGGCCCGGGAUUUCGCUGCCGAAGGCCCCGACGCCAUCGGUGACCGUUCCUUACAGCGAGUUUCUGAGCAGGGUUAAUAGCAAUCAAGUGGACCAGGCGGAGGUUGAUGGGGUGCAUAUAAUGUUUAAGCUGAAGAGUGAAGCUGGGAGGAUGGAUAGCGAUGGUGGGGAGGUGAAUAAUGAGUUGCAGGACUCAGAGUCUUUGCUGAGGAGUGUAACCCCCACAAAGAGGAUUGUUUUCGCGACUACUAGGCCGGUAGAUAUCAAGACACCCUACGAUAAGAUGUUAGAAAAUGGUGUGGAGUUUGGAUCUCCGGAUAAAAGGUCUGGAGGAUUCCUGAGUUCUGCAAUGAUAUCCAUAUUUUACAUUGCUGUGCUGGCAGGUCUUCUUCAUAGAUUCCCUUUAAGCUUCGCUCAGCACGCUGCAGGGCAACUUAAAAACCGUAAAUAUGGGAUUUCUGGGGGAAUGAAAACUUGUGAGCAAGGGGAAGCGGUUAUGUUUGCUGAUGUUGCUGGUGUUGAUGAGGCCAAGGAGGAGCUAGAAGAAAUUGUGGAAUUUCUUAGGAAUCCAGACAGGUAUAUAAGACUUGGGGCACGGCCUCCCAGAGGUGUUCUUCUGGUUGGUCUCCCAGGAACCGGUAAGACACUUUUAGCAAAAGCGGUUGCUGGGGAAGCUGAUGUUCCUUUCCUUAGUUGUUCAGCAAGUGAGUUCGUUGAACUAUAUGUUGGUAUGGGCGCAUCUCGCGUCAGAGACCUUUUUGCUCGAGCAAAGAAGGAGUCUCCAGCCAUAAUAUUCAUAGAUGAGAUAGAUGCAGUAGCCAAGAGCCGUGAUGGCAAAUUCCGUAUUGUGAGUAAUGAUGAGCGGGAGCAAACCUUAAAUCAGCUUCUGACUGAAAUGGAUGGAUUUGACAGCAACUCAGCUGUGAUUGUCCUUGGAGCAACUAACAGAGCAGAUGUUUUGGAUCCUGCCCUCCGGCGACCUGGGAGAUUUGAUCGAGUGGUUAUGGUGGAAGCACCUGAUCGGACUGGAAGAGAAGCUAUACUAGAAGUUCAUGUCUCUAAGAAAGAUCUUCCCCUUGGCAAGGAUGUAGACCUGGGAGAUAUUGCAUCAAUGACCACUGGUUUUACUGGGGCAGAUCUAGCAAAUUUGGUUAAUGAAGCUGCAUUGUUGGCUGGAAGGAAUAAUAAAGUUAUGGUGGAGAAAAUUGAUUUUAUUCAUGCAGUGGAGCGGUCAAUUGCGGGAAUCGAAAAGAAGACAACCAAGUUGCAAGGCAGUGAGAAAGCUGUUGUUGCACGACAUGAAGCUGGUCAUGCAGUUGUGGGAACUGCUGUUGCUCUGCUUCUUUCUGGACAGCCACGUGUUGAGAAACUGAGCAUAUUGCCAAGAUCCGGAGGUGCACUGGGAUUUACUUACAUACCUCCAACUAAUGAAGAUAGGUAUUUGCUCUUCAUCGAUGAGUUGCGUGGGCGCCUUGUUACCCUUCUUGGCGGACGUGCAGCAGAAGAGUUUAUUUACUCUGGACGUGUAUCAACAGGUGCACUUGAUGAUAUACGAAGAGCAACUGAUAUGGCAUACAAGGCAGUGGCUGAAUAUGGUCUUAAUGAAACCAUUGGCCCUGUCUCAUUAGGAACUCUUUCGAGUGGUGGCAUGGAUGAGUCAGGGGGAACUUCCCUUUUGGGCAGGGAACAGGGGCAUCUUGUUGACCUCGUUCACAGAGAGGUUAAAAUGUUGCUGCAAUCUGCACUAGACGUAGCACUCUCUGUUGUUCGUGCAAAUCCUGUUGUCUUGGAGGGUCUUGGGGCCUACUUGGAAGUGAAGGAGAAAGUAGAAGGCGAUGAACUUGAAGAAUGGUUGAAAUUGGUGGUUGCUCCAUCAGAGCUUACCUUGUUCAUCCAAGGAAAGCAAGAAUCUUCUUGGCAAUGACAACAAGUAUCAUUCAUUUGGCUUCCCGUUCUUUUCGAUGCAAUCAUGCUUGCUUGCUUGCUAUUAUUCUUGAGCGGAAGGAAGAUUAGAACAAAAACACCACUACUUGUGGGUUGGGUGGGUACACGGAUGGAAGUCGUAGCCAUUGAUUGCUUGCUUGCAUUUGUGUACAGUCAGUCAGUCAGUAGUCAGUCUACUAUAGCAUUAUUAAUUUACUAGUGUGAAGCACAUUACUUGUCUAAUACCAAACCCAAGGUUCGCCGUAUUGUUUUUACUCGGAGGGAAGGGAGAUCCUUGUAUUUAUUCCAUGUUUAUAGAUAGAUUGAUAUGUGUGUAUGUAUUCAUUCUUCAACAUUAAUGUAAUUGUAAAGUAGAAUUACUUGGAAA